Molecule: messenger RNA, 2541 nt
Organism: Spinacia oleracea (spinach)
Lineage: Eukaryota; Viridiplantae; Streptophyta; Magnoliopsida; Caryophyllales; Amaranthaceae
Product: homeobox-leucine zipper protein ROC2-like
Exons: 9
Coding region: 321-2366 (681 amino acids)
Molecular function (GO): lipid binding
Source: RefSeq, a predicted model, not a curated record
AAUACAAAGCCAAAAAAAUUACCUUUAACAAUUCUUUUAUGUGUCACAAACCUAACAAAUAGCAGAAUAUGGUUCCAAAAAAAAAGUCACAUAAAAAGAAAGAAAAUGUCAAAGUUCAAACCACCACCCUAAAAGUUUGAUGUUGUUCCUGGAGGAAUGGCAGAAUAACAGCCUAAUUUGCCAUGCAUGCAUAAAUAAGAAGAAAAUAAUUACUCAACUCAGCUCCUAUUUAGCCUAAUUAACAGAUUAUGUUAAUUUUCAUUUAAUCAACAUUAUAUUUCAUUAGACAUUUAGACUAAAAAUAGGCUGAGGAAAAUAUAAUGACAAUAUUAGAAUGCAAUUAUUUAGUUAAUGGGGAUGAACAAGAUCAAGUUAAUCCCACACAAAUGGAGGAUCACCAAGAUAUAUCCCAAGUUCAGUCGUCAUCACUCCUGCGCCAUAUGAAGAUCUCUAAUGAAUUUGUCGCGAUAAAAGAUUCAAUGGAGAUCUCUCCUCUUCCUGGAAAUACCAUUGAGCUUCAGCAUUCUUACAAUACCGAGUUACAGCCACAGGUUGGAGAAUUUAGCCAAGGAAUGAAAGCUACCGAUCUUCUAAUGUCUGUUUCUCUGUCCGCGGACAAUAACAAGCACAAAAUCAAGGAGCUGGUUGAGAAUGCAAUGGAUGAAGUAACAAAAAUGUUUACAGAAGGAGAUCCUCUGUGGCAACAUGAUUUGGAUAAAGGAAUAGAGGUUCUAAACAUGGUUGAGUAUCAAAGGAUAUUUCACUCCAACUUAGACACCACAUUAGAAGAUAUUAUCAGGAUGAUAGCGGUUGAUGCUCCCUUAGACAAUUACCUCCCUGACUUAAACGGAAUUAUUAUUGCCAGUAACAAUAGCAAUCUAUUAACAGGAGAAGACAUGGUCAACCAGGGACAAAUCAUCAAAUCAUCGAAUAACGUUCACCAUGGUUCACGAGAAGUUGGUUAUUUACCCAUGCCUGCAAUAAGCAUCGUUGAAAUCUUAAUGGAUGUGAGACUUUGGUCAUUUGUGUUUUCUGAAAUGCUGUCAAGGGCUACAGUACUCGGAAUUGUAUCACCAGGAAUCUAUGAUGGAGCUCUGCAAAUGAUGGCAGCUGAAUACCAUGCACCAUCUCCUCUUCUUGCAACAAGGCAGAGUUGCUUCGCAAGAUACUGCAAAGAGUUAUCCUCCAAUACUUGGGCAAUUGUCGACAUUUCUUUAGAAAGUUUGAUCAACAAUCCUCUGAUGAACUGCAGAAGGAGACCCUCUGGCUGCUUAAUUCAAGGCUUACCUGAUGGAAACACUCAGGUGACUUGGAUUGAGCACACAGAGGUGGAAAUCGAAUCAGUUCAUCCUUUAUUCAAGUCAUUAGUUAGCUCCGGAAUUGUUUUUAGUGCCAAAAAAUGGGUUGAUACACUAGCGCGACAGUGUCAAUACCUUGACAGUUUAACACAACAUAGCCUUGAUGCCCUUACUAAAGAAGUUGGCCCAUUUCGCAUAGAGGGAAUGCUAAGGCUAGCAGAGAGGAUGAGAAGAGAGUUCUAUGGCGCUACAAGUGGUACUAAAGGAAAUGGUUACAAGCCUAUAUCGAUCAAAGGAGGAGACUGCAUUUUAAUCAAAACGCUAAACAGUGAUGAUCAAAGCCCAGCCUUAUUGACUGUAACUACAUCCUCUUGGUUUCCCUUCUCGGCUAACAAAGUUUUCAGUUUCCUGGGCAAUGACAGAAACCGAACCAAGUGGGAUGCACUUGCUCUCGACCGUUCUCCUGAGGAAGUUUUCCAUAUCCACAGUGGUCAAGGUCAAGAAGAUAUUGUAUCUAUUACUAAAAUGGUGGACGAAAAGGGGAGAAUUGACACCUUUUUUCUACAAGAAAAGCAUGAAAACGCAGUAGCCUCAUACGUGAUGUUUUCACCCAUAACUUAUGACUCUCUUUCUUCACUAUCAUCGAACAACCAUGGAAACGUCGAUGAAAUUCCUCUUAUGCCUUCUGGGUUCGCCAUACUUUCUAACAAGGAUCAUCCUAAUCAAGAAGAAGAGAAUGAAGGAAGCAUAGUGACUGUUUUGUUUCAGGUUUUAGAUAAAUCAUCAAAGGCACAAGAUAUCCCUAAAAGAUCAAUACGUAAGCUGUAUAAUCUCGUUAAUAACACCCUUUCUUCGAUCAGGGCUGCAUUAUUCGAGGCCCCUGAUGCAAUUACAUAUCAGGACGGCGUUGAACAAGGAUGUAUGUGUGUACAGAGAAAGCUCGAAAAGAUCAAACAAGGAAAUGAAGCUAGCUUAGCAACAACAUCACUGACAUUUGAUCAAGAAAGAUCGAGUACCACUACUCAAUUUUCGUGUAGAACAAGAGUCGUAAAAGAUCUCACAACUUAGUAGUUACUUCCUUCGUCCCAUAAUUAUAAUCCCGUUUAACAAAAAAUACGGGUUUUAAGAAAAGAAAAGUAGAAUAAAAUACAAAUUAUGAUUGAGUUGGAUAGAAAAGUGGAAUAUAGUAUUUAAGGACCUUAAUAAUCAAAAUUAGAAACAAGAGUCGUGAAAGAUCUCACAA